UUUGACCUUGUGCCUUUUAAGCCCAUAAAUGCUUCUUUGUACCUUUGCGACAAUAAGUUUCACACCGAACCCCUUGGUCAACUCCUGGAAUCUGAUGAAAAGUUUGGGUUUAUUGUCAUGGAUGGAAAUGGCACUCUUUUCGGGACAUUAAGUGGUAACACCCGAGAAGUGCUUCACAAAUUUACUGUUGACCUUCCAAAGAAACAUGGAAGAGGAGGACAAUCAGCUCUUAGGUUUGCUCGUCUUCGAAUGGAAAAGCGCCACAACUAUGUAAGGAAGACAGCGGAGCUUGCCACUCAAUUUUUUAUUAACCCUGCAACGAGCCAGCCAAACGUAUCGGGAUUAAUACUUGCUGGAUCAGCUGAUUUCAAGACUGAGCUGAGCCAAUCGGACAUGUUUGACCCUCGCCUCCAGGCCAAGAUACUCAAUGUGGUUGAUGUGUCGUAUGGAGGAGAAAAUGGUUUCAAUCAGGCCAUUGAAUUAUCUGCUGAAAUUCUUUCCAAUGUGAAGUUCAUACAAGAAAAGCGCUUGAUAGGGAAGUUUUUUGAAGAAAUCAGUCAAGAUACUGGAAAAUAUGUUUUUGGUGUGGAUGACACAAUUAAAGCUUUGGAGAUGGGAGCCGUUGAAACAUUGAUUGUAUGGGAAAAUUUGGAUAUAAAUCGUUAUGUGCUUAAAAACAGUACAACCAAUGAGAUUGUCGUUAAACACUUAAACAAGGAUCAGGAGGGUGACCAGAGCAACUUCAAGGAUUCAGAGACAUCUGCUGAAUUGGAGGUUCAAGACAAAAUGCCAUUGCUGGAGUGGUUUGCGAAUGAGUACAGAAACUUUGGCUGCACACUUGAGUUUGUCACCAACAAAUCUCAGGAGGGAUCACAGUUCUGCCGAGGAUUUGGUGGCAUUGGGGGAAUUCUUCGCUACCAGGUUGAUAUUCGAUCUUUUGAUGAGCCAUCUGACGAUGAAGGAUUGUAUGAGGAUUCAGAUUAAGUUGAGCUGAUACUCAUGAUGCCAAGAUGAGAAAAUUCUUAAGUGCUUUAUCAGUGAGCUUCUAGUCACUAUGAAUUUAUAAAUUUGACAUUUUUUAAGUCAAUCGACUUAAUCAAUCUUCUUCUUGGACGAAGGGGUAUCUGGUAUCCUCUGGCGGUUUAUGAAACUGUAUAUCUUAACUGAUCUUUUUCGUGCUUA
Olea europaea var. sylvestris is the source of this 1182-nucleotide messenger RNA. RefSeq names its product eukaryotic peptide chain release factor subunit 1-3-like. The transcript has a single exon. Gene Ontology annotation, biological process: cytoplasmic translational termination. The annotation marks the transcript as partial. Gene Ontology annotation, cellular component: translation release factor complex; cytosol. Gene Ontology annotation, molecular function: sequence-specific mRNA binding; translation release factor activity, codon specific. The record is from RefSeq and is a predicted model, not a curated record. NCBI's taxonomy places the organism in Eukaryota, Viridiplantae, Streptophyta, Magnoliopsida, Lamiales, Oleaceae.